Messenger RNA from Mytilus californianus (California mussel), 3806 nucleotides. RefSeq lists its product as uncharacterized. Lineage: Eukaryota; Metazoa; Mollusca; Bivalvia; Mytilida; Mytilidae. The record is from RefSeq and is a predicted model, not a curated record. The transcript is spliced from 7 exons. Bases 157 to 984 code for a protein of 275 amino acids.
CGCUUUGUGCAUAUAUUAUUCACUUUUGUUUAUGCUUUGAAACUUUUAUACACUAUCGGAUUUUAAAAAAACUAAAUAAAAACAAACGCAAAUUUUAAAGAUUGACGCAAUAAGGAUUCGGAAUGGAUACUCACGAGAAGAUAUUUAAUACUGAUCAUGAAGUUAUUACUACAUUGGUUAUUGUUUAACCUUUCAGUUGCAAUAGGCAAUGUAGAAUGGACUCUAUCGGAACAGACAGUUGUAUUUGGAAAUGACAUUCAUUUGAUAUGUAAAUUGCCCAAUGACACAAGUUGUUGCUCUGAAUACAACAGAAAGUGGACUGCUGGUGUUGCGAACAAACUUAUAGUUAUGAAUGGUAUUUCACAAAAUAAAACAAAAUAUGAAGAAGAACUAAAUGAACGAGAUCGCAUUUCAAUACUGACCAUUAAAUCACUUUCUGAAAAAGACAUUGAUAUACCAUACGAAUGUGCGUAUGCCUUUUUAAAGUACACAGCGAGACUUCAACUAAGUGAAAUUGAAUACGAAUACCAUCCAACUGAAAUAUUACCCGUAAAGCCAAAGGUUGAGAUGUUCAAAAUAAAAGUCAAUGUCACACUCUCUAAGGUUUACCCAAUUCCUGUAUGCUUUGGACAUAUUGGUAUGACAAAUCUAACACCAUACGUUCAUGUCACAACUACAAAAAAUGGAUUAUUUUACCGGUCAGAAAUCACAAUGAAUUACACAAGCUCUACGGAAGACUGUAGAGGUUUACUCCUGAUUACUUGCAUAAUUGGAAAAAAUAACUUUGAAGUCGCCAAGAGCAACAAUCCCUGUACAUGUUGCGGAAAGCAAGAAGGAGUGGUGCAAAUUGUGUUGCCUGUAUCUUUGGUACUUUGUAUAUUCAUUUGUAUUGCUGUUUUGGUCACUUGUUUUGUGAGAAGAAGAAAAAGAAAAAUUUUGAAAACAAUUGCUGAAGAAGAGAGCUUGGAACAGUUUGAUGUAUAAAUAGAACCUUGAAAAAUAUAGUCAAAUAGAAUUUUUGUCAUUCACAAAAAUAGUGUUAUCGGUUUUUAUUUUACGACUGAUUCUGUUUUUGAGGAAAGCAUCUUGUCCUCUGUAUGUCUUUGGUCUUUUUUUGUUAGAAAAAAAAGAUAAUGCACGUUGAUUGCAACAUAUUGGGGAAGUCUAUUCAUGUGAGAGUAUUUAAGAAAAAUACAGGUGAUGUUUUUGACAAUGCAACAUUGACGCUUCUAUUGUAUGGCAUUAAAGAUGUGUUUGACUCUGGACUCUCAAAACAGUUUCGGAAACCGAAAAUUUUAAGUGAUUUCAAUUUGAUAAAAACUUCUCCCCAAAGUUAAAACUCUGAUUAUUUUCAUAAGCAUUUUAAAUUAUUUUGAUAAAUUUAACAAACCAUAAGUUGCAACUAGUUCUUUCCAAAAUUGACGAUCUAUUUAUACAAUUCUGAUCCGUUUGCUCCCAUUAAAAUGUUUACCGUUUUUUGUUGGAUUAAUUAUAAACACAAAAAGUAUUUUAGAACAUUGUUAAUUUGUGAAAAGUUAAUUCAAUAAAAACCAAAUCAUGAACUUUACAAAUCUUACAUUGAUAUCAGAGAUUUUUUGUUUAUCAUUGUAUAAUUAUAAUGGUUGAAUUAUAUAUAUCUUUAGAAAUAAGAUGCUUUACUAAUUGUAUCACUACUAGAAAAUAUUGAGCAAUUCUUAUUUUUUACCGUUUGACGGAGUAAUUAACUUGUAACAUAUCCAUAAUGACAGCACCACGUUCAACGAUACGUUAAUAAUAACUAUUCUUAGCUAAAUAAAUACCUAUAAAAAUAAGAAGAUGUGGUAUGAUUGCCACUGAGACAAAUCUCCACAAGAGACCAAAUGACACAGAAAUUAACAACUACAGGUCACCGUACGGCCUUCAACAAUGAACAAAACCAAUACCACAUAGUCAGCUAUAAAAGGCCCCGAAAUGAUAAAUGAAAAACAAUUCAAACAAGAAAACUAACGGCCUAAUUUAAGUUCAAAAUAAUGAACGAAAAACUAAUAUGAUACACAGAAACAAACGACAACCACUGAAUAACAGGCUCGUGACUUGGGACAGGUACAUACAGAAUGUGGCUGGGUUAAACAUGUUAGCGUGCGCCCAACCCUCCCCCUAACCUGGACCACUAGUGUAACAAUACAACAUAAGAACAAACUAUAAAAAUCAGUGAAAAAGGCUUAACUCAUCAGAUGGAUACAAAUAGAAAUACAUCUAACAAAACGCAGAGUGGACGUGGCAGGGUACUUAUACAUCCCCACAACAAGAAAGACAGUACUGUGGAUUCAUUUAUUUUCGUGGGUAUCAAUAUUCGUGGAUUGAGGAAAACUUGCAUUUUCGUGGAUAUUUGAUUUCUUGGUUUUCCCAAUCUCUGCAUUCAAAGCCUAUAGAAAAUUUGUAAUUCGUUUAACCUUUGAAGUCGUGGUUCACCUGUUUCCACGAAACCCACGAAAAUUGGUAUCCAACGAAUAAUAAUGAAUCCACAGGAAGUACAGAACUGAGAGUACUCGCAGUUACUGACAGCUAGUUCAAAGCCAAUAACAACUAAUAAAAAAAAUGAUGCAUCCAACACUAAAAUAUCAAUCAGUACACAUCUAACAUCCAAUGGAUUUAGUGUAAAGACGUCAUAAACAGAGAAAAACAUGACCUUUUGCAAUGCCAAGAUCCAGGUAUCGACAGAUUGUAGAGCCAUGAAUGUGCAUAUGUAUAUAAAAAUAUUUAAUUUAAUUUUAUAUUACUGGUAACAAAGUCAAUAUUAAUACCAAUCAAAACAAUAUUCAAAGAUCUAAUUACAGUGUUGAAUUGGUAAACUGUUUAAUAAGUUUAUUUAAAGGAUCGAUAAGUUUACCCUGAUCGUAAUUAAAUUCCUUGGCUCGGUAAACAACAUCUCCCUAAAACUUAGGAUGUGCUAUCCCGCUUGAAAUAAGUUUUUUACAGGUACAACCAAACUUCAAAACCAAAUCUGUAUAUCUGUGGAAGAAUUUGGUAAAGGUUUUAAGUAUUUUGUGGUAGCUUGCUUAUAAUUUAAAAUGUGAAUAGCAUCUCUUUGGGUCCAUUUGCAAAUGCUUUUGUGUUAUUUUUCGUUAAUAUUCAUCAGUCAUUCUUAUGAUAAAGUACAUCAUUGUACGUAUUAUUGUAAUACAUUUUCAAUAUGAGAAUAUUGGAUACAAAUGUCUAUUAGAUAAACCUUGUUUCGGUGACUUUAAAUUAUGUAUUAAAUUUGGGGAUUUUUAAUCAGUAUCGGCAUUUGGCUCUGAGCGUUCCGGAUAAAAGUGAAUCCAACAUUUAGCAUUGACCGCAAAAAGAGUCGCGUUCGGCAAUGAAAUUAGGAAGGAAACCUUUGAGGUACAUCAGUUAAACACUCUUUGGUUGAACAUUGACUUUUGCCUAAGUCCAGCCGAUUCGGACACGUGUAUGCGUAUUGUUUUAGUAUUGGAUAAAUGACAUAUUUUAGAGUUUGACAAACACAUCAACACUCAUAUACACUCUUGAUUAUAAACAAAUGUUAUAUAUGUAUGUAUGACACUCAAAUGUAUUUAAAUUACAUAUACUAUCAUCUGUUUUGUAAAUAUAUUUUUAUUUACUAUCAUUGUAUUUUUAUCUUAUAGUUUUGCAUUGUCAUAUCAAGGGAAUCCUUUACCACAUAAGUUUGCUUUUUGGUUGUGAUCAUCAAAACUAAUAUAUAUAUUAUUAUAAAAAAAAUAUAUAUGUAUAUGUAUGAAUACAGCUGGAUUGAUGGUUUUAUAGUUUUAUGUGUUUAUGUCUCAAUAAAGAAUAAGAUCGAU